Gastrolobium bilobum is the source of this 1212-nucleotide messenger RNA. Its product is annotated as cation/H(+) antiporter 15-like. NCBI's taxonomy places the organism in Eukaryota, Viridiplantae, Streptophyta, Magnoliopsida, Fabales, Fabaceae. The record is from RefSeq and is a predicted model, not a curated record. The coding region runs from base 1 to 1212 and encodes 403 amino acids. Gene Ontology annotation, biological process: regulation of pH; proton transmembrane transport. The transcript is spliced from 3 exons. Gene Ontology annotation, molecular function: antiporter activity. Gene Ontology annotation, cellular component: endomembrane system; membrane.
AUGGAUACUUAUGUAUUGCUGAACUUCCUUCUAAAUGACCCUGAUGCUGCUGUUCCUUCUCCUUGGCAACGAAUGCUUGAUCUUCCGUCACGGAUCCAGUAUAAACAUGCAUAUGGUUGGGUUUUGUUCACUUUAUUGAUUCCUUAUUCACAUAGUGGUGGAAAACCAUUGCUCUCAGCACUUAGCUCCUUAGUUUUCAUUAUUUUUUGCUUCUGUGUGGUGCGUCCUAUCCUUCCUCCUUUCAUUGAACGCAAAACAGACUCUUAUUCAUGGGACAGGCCACAGUUCAUGGGUGUGUUGAUGGGAACUUUUGUUUGUGCAUUUAUCACAGAUUUUCUUGGCACACACCACAUUGUUGGGGCUUUUAUUUAUGGACUAAUCUUACCUCAUGGGAGGUUUGCUGAGUUGGUGAUGGAAAUGACAGAUGAUUUUGUUACUGGGGUUCUAUGCCCUAUCUACUUUGCUGGUUUUGGCUUAAAAAUCAACUAUUUAAUGAUUGUGACCCAGCCAAAAUGGCAUUUGAUGUUGCUCAUUAUGCUGCUGUUAUCCAUCCCUAAAGUUCUAAGCUCCUUAAUUACAACUUUCUUCUUUGGUAUGUCUGCUCGAGAUGGUAUAGGCAUUGGAUUGCUUCUCAACACUAAGGGCAUCAUGGCAUUGAUCCUGCUAAGCGUUGCCUGGGACAAAAAAAUUUUGAACUUAUAUGAUUUCACAAUCAUGAUGCUUGGUAUUAUAAUAAUGACUGUGCUGGUAUCUCCCUUGAUCAAUGCUACAUACAAGCCAAAAUUUCGAUUUAAGCAAUCACAGCUAAGAACUGUACAGAAGUUAAGGAGUGAUGUAGUGCUUAGAGUUGUUGCUUGUGUCCACAAUGCUUGCCAAGCCACCGCAAUGACACAUGUCCUUGAAACAGUAAAUGCCACAAGAAUCACUGCUCUUCUUGUAGCCCAAAUGGAACAUUCAAAUUCAAAUGCACAUGGUGGAGAACAAAAACUCUCUGAAUCACAAGCAGAGUUUGAGAGCAUAACCAAUACAUUUGACGAAUUUGUAGAAGGGUACAAUGCUGUUAGAUUUGAGACAUCAAGUGUUGUGUCAACUUAUGAAACUAUCCAUGAAGAUAUAUACAACGUAGCAGAAGAGAAAUUAAGGAAGAAGAAUAAUUUUUACCAUUUACGUUCUACUAUCCCCUUGUAUUUCUCCAUAAAAACUCAAAUUUGA